AUGACAUCCACAAAAACGAGACGUGCUGUACUUAACGCUUAUAAAUAUCUAUUAAAAACUCAAAAGGAAACAUUUCAUGGAGACUUUCUGGCAAUAUCUGAAGCAAGACGCAAAACAUAUGAAGAAUUUUUAAAAAAUAAAGAUGAAACUGAUGAAAAAGAGAUCAAUAAACAAAUUAAUCAAGCACUAGAAGCGGCUGAAUUUUUAAAGUCAAAUGUUAUCCAGGCUGUAUUCGACGAAAAAACAAACAGAUUUA
Messenger RNA from Racocetra persica, 256 nucleotides. NCBI's taxonomy places the organism in Eukaryota, Fungi, Glomeromycota, Glomeromycetes, Diversisporales, Gigasporaceae. The record is from the annotation of a GenBank genome assembly.